Molecule: messenger RNA, 1481 nt
Organism: Malaya genurostris
Lineage: Eukaryota; Metazoa; Arthropoda; Insecta; Diptera; Culicidae
Gene: yip2
Product: 3-ketoacyl-CoA thiolase, mitochondrial
Exons: 4
Coding region: 163-1359 (398 amino acids)
Biological process (GO): fatty acid beta-oxidation
Molecular function (GO): acetyl-CoA C-acetyltransferase activity
Source: RefSeq, a predicted model, not a curated record
UUUACUGUUGGUACAUCAGAUUAUUGCUGUUUGAUUGCCUACGCGUACACAUAUUUCAUUACGCUCUGCACCGUAGUACGUACCGUAUCAUCUAGUUUUAUUUUAUGUUCUAAAGUGUUAUUCCCGAUUUAGUUUCGUUAUACACAAAUUUUAUUUCCAACAAUGUCAGCCAUAACAAAAGGUGUCUUCAUUGUCGGAGCCAAGCGUACUGCUUUUGGUACGUUCGGAGGGGCGUUCAAAAAUACAAAUGCCACCCAGCUGCAAACUGUCGCUGCGAAGGCUGCCCUGUCCGCCGCGGGAUUGAAACCAGAUCAGGUCGAUUCGGUUAACAUUGGUCAGGUGUUGGUAUUAUCGUCUUCAGAUGGUGCCUUCCUACCGCGGCAUGUGUCACUACAUUGUGGCAUUCCGAUUGAAAAACCUGCCCUCGGUGUAAACCGUUUGUGUGGAUCCGGUUUCCAGUCAAUCGUAAACGGUGCCCAAGAUAUAAUACUGGGGGCUGCCAAAGUAUCUCUUACCGGUGGAGUUGACAACAUGAGUCAAACUCCGUACACUGUAAGAGGGACUCGAUUCGGAAUUCCUUUGGGAACGAAUCCCGCCUUAGAGGAUGCUCUAUGGGUCGGAUUAAGUGAUUCUUUCUGCAAACUACCGAUGGCACUGACGGCCGAAAACCUGGCCGAAAAGUUCAAAAUCCCACGUGAAAAGGUUGACGAGUUUGCGUUGCGGUCACAGCAGUUGUGGAAGAAAGCUAAUGACGAAGGGGUCUUUAAAACAGAAAUCACUCCCACUAAGCUAAAAGUAAAGGGCAAGGAAGUGGACUUUGCCGUUGAUGAACAUCCUCGACCGCAGACAACUCUGGAAGGACUGAACAAGCUUCCUGCUUUGUUCAAGAAGGGAGGUGCUGUUACGGCCGGAACAGCUUCGGGUAUUUGUGAUGGUGCAGCUGCCGUUGUACUUGCCUCGGAAGAAGCUGUUAAACAAUACAAUCUGACACCUUUAGCUCGACUGGUUGCAUAUAGUACUGUCGGAGUACCUCCAGAAAUCAUGGGAAUUGGACCAGUACCAGCGAUUCAGAAUGUACUGAAAGUUGCUGGACUUAAGAUAGAUGAUAUUGACUUGUUCGAAAUUAACGAGGCGUUUGGUGCUCAGGUAAUGGCAUGUGUACAGGAGCUUGGAAUCGAUAUGAACAAAUUUAACCUGAACGGAGGUGCCAUCGCUCUUGGCCAUCCACUUGGAGCGUCUGGUUCGCGUAUCACCGGACACCUGGUGCAUGAACUGAAACGCAAGGGUCUGAAACGAGCAGUCGGCUCUGCCUGCAUCGGGGGAGGACAAGGCAUUGCUUUGUUGGUGGAGUCUGUUUAGUUUUGUGUGCUUUUAUAAUUUUUAUACAUUAAGAUGUUGGUAUUGUGCAUUUUGUAACAUUUUGCUUGUUGAUUAAUCACUCAUUUUAUAGAGUAAAUAAAAAUAUGAUUAAAAUAUUGUAA